Vicugna pacos (alpaca) is the source of this 2381-nucleotide messenger RNA. RefSeq names its product F-box and leucine rich repeat protein 2 (gene FBXL2). NCBI's taxonomy places the organism in Eukaryota, Metazoa, Chordata, Mammalia, Artiodactyla, Camelidae. Gene Ontology annotation, molecular function: protein binding. The record is from RefSeq and is a predicted model, not a curated record. Gene Ontology annotation, biological process: SCF-dependent proteasomal ubiquitin-dependent protein catabolic process. Gene Ontology annotation, cellular component: SCF ubiquitin ligase complex; cytoplasm.
AGCCCACCUUAGGGACGGGGCGGGGCGCCCAGCUGGCGUCACCAGGACAACGGGCGUUGCCGGCGCCUUGUGACUCUGGGCUGUGGGCGCGCUCGCGGCUCUACGGCCAUGGUUUUCUCAAAUAAUGAUGAAGGCCUUAUUAACAAAAAGUUACCCAAAGAACUCCUUUUGAGAAUAUUUUCCUUCUUGGAUAUAGUAACUUUGUGCCGAUGUGCACAGAUUUCCAAGGCUUGGAACAUCUUAGCCCUGGAUGGAAGCAACUGGCAAAGAAUAGACCUUUUUAACUUUCAGACAGAUGUGGAGGGUCGCGUGGUGGAAAACAUCUCCAAGCGCUGCGGCGGGUUCCUGAGGAAGCUCAGCUUGCGCGGCUGCAUUGGCGUCGGGGAUUCCUCCCUGAAGACCUUUGCGCAGAACUGCCGAAACAUUGAACACUUAAACCUGAACGGGUGCACAAAAAUCACUGACAGCACGUGUUACAGCCUUAGCAGGUUCUGUUCCAAGCUGAAACAUCUGGAUCUGACCUCCUGCGUGUCCAUUACCAACAGCUCCUUAAAGGGGAUCAGCGAGGGCUGCCGGAGCCUGGAGUACCUGAACCUGUCGUGGUGCGAUCAGAUCACCAAGGACGGCAUCGAGGCCCUGGUGCGAGGCUGUCGCGGCCUGAAAGCUCUGCUCCUGAGGGGCUGCACCCAGUUAGAAGAUGAAGCUCUGAAACACAUUCAGAACUACUGCCAUGAGCUUGUGAGCCUCAACUUACAGUCCUGCUCACGCGUGACGGACGAAGGCGUGGUGCAGAUAUGCAGAGGCUGCCCCCGGCUGCAGGCCCUCUGCCUCUCGGGCUGCGGCAACCUCACCGACGCCUCCCUCACCGCCCUGGCUUUGAACUGCCCGAGACUCCAGAUUUUGGAGGCUGCCCGAUGUUCCCACUUGACUGACGCAGGUUUUACGCUUUUAGCUCGGAAUUGUCAUGACCUGGAGAAGAUGGAUCUGGAAGAAUGUAUCCUGAUAACCGACAGCACGCUCAGCCAGCUCUCCAUCCACUGCCCCAGGCUGCAAGCCCUGAGCCUGUCCCACUGCGAGCUCAUCACAGACGACGGGAUCCUGCACCUGAGCAACAGCGCCUGCGGCCACGAGAGGCUGCGCGUGCUGGAGUUGGACAACUGCCUCCUCAUCACUGACGUGGCCCUGGAGCACCUGGAGCACUGCCGCGGCCUGGAGCGCCUGGAGCUGUACGACUGCCAGCAGGUCACCCGCGCGGGCAUCAAGCGGAUGCGGGCUCAGCUCCCUCACGUCAAAGUCCACGCCUACUUUGCGCCGGUCACCCCGCCCAGUGCGGUGGGAGGCGGCGGACAGCGGCUGUGCAGGUGCUGUGUCAUCCUCUGACCCAGCGCGCCACGAGGUGUCCCUUCCUGCAGGGAAGACCAGAGUCUUUCUGACCGACUCCACCAUCACCCAGACCUGUUGAUUUUCCAGUGGGAAAGGCGUUUACAGGUAAAAGACUUCCGUAGGGAUGGCAGGAACUCUGGUGACAGUUCCCUUCCUCAUUCUGCUAUGAUGCAAUCAGCUCAAAGCCUCACAUCAGUUAACCCGUGGCAAGAGCGGUCUCAGCGCAGCCAGGACCAUGCAAGAAACCCGGAUCUCUUAAGAGGUAGGUGCCGCCUUCCUAGGGAUAAAUUCCUGCCCUCGGCUUUGUCAGUGUUCCUCAGCAGACCAUCAGUGUUGGCGCAAACUGAGCAGAAAGAUAAGCUGUUGAUUUUCUACCUGAUACUCAAAGCCAGGGGCCUACUUUUAUUCACAAUGAUUCCACUUUGAUUAGAAGGACCUUUCCAGUUUGAAGAUCAAACAGCAACUUUAUCAAAGUGACUGUACUGUAAAUUCAUAAUGCCUGACAGUUUUCUAUGUAGAGACUUAAGUGGAAGGCAAGUUAAUAGGUUUCCAUGAGACACCAAAGAAAUGAGGACUCCAGAGUGGGUGGAGCUGGGUCUUCACCUUUCUGUUUCUGUCAACUUGUAGACACGUCUGGGGGCCAAAAACACAAACUAAACAAAAGCAACUCAGAGUCUGUGUUGCCUGGUUGGAAAUUACAAGCUCUGGCAUAUGCUACAGCACAUAGUGUGUUUUUGUUCUAGAAAAGCUAAUCAUUGUCAUCUCUCACAAAAUUUGGGGGAUGUUAAAGAAACAGAAUUAAGGCUCAAGUUAUCUACAAUAUAACUGAUUAAAAAUAAUGAAUGGUGCAUGUAGAAUGGGUGUGAUUUUUUCCCCCAAGUUUAUUUUAAAGUCUCGGAAAUCAAGUUACACCAAAAAUUUUACACACUUAAAACUCAGAUCAGUAAAGCGUUGGCACCUUUGAGACUUACAAGAAUGAAUAAACCAUGGCGAUGCUU